GCAGCGCCCGAAGGAGGCGCCCAGGCCCUCGUAGCGCCAGGGCGGCCCGAGAGCGAGGGCGGCGAGUGAGCAGCAGCCCCGCGCCCUCCCACGCCCGCAGGGCCCAGGCAGCGCAGGGCCGCCGGCGCCCUCGACCCCGCCGCCAUGGAGGGCCUCGCGGCCGGCCUGCACGACGGCCUCACCAUCCACGACCUGCAGCCGCCCACCCUCGCCCACGACCAGGCGCCCACGGGUGCAGAGCACGCCCACACCUCCGCCCACGGCUCCAGUCACGACCAUCGGCAUCGCCAUACGCCCGUACACACGCACGACCACACGCACGCCCACGACGUGCACGGGCUGGACACCUCCGCCCACGCCCACGCCGACGCGGUGCACGCCCUUUCGCACGCCCACACCUCCACGCACAUCACGGCGGCCGCCCACAGCCACUCCGCCCUCUCUUCGCCGCUCCACCAAACGGGCGUCACUUCGGCCAUCCGUGGCCCGCCCCCUCUUCACCCCCUCACGCCCACGCCCGCCACCACAGUCCUACCUCCCACGCCCACGGACAAGAAGCCGCCCACGACAGACGCGGGCGAGAAGCCGUCCCAGUCCUGCUCCACGGAAUCGGACGACGACAAGAACAAGAAGAAGCGGCAGCGGCGCCAAAGGACGCACUUCACGUCGCAGCAGCUGCAGGAGCUCGAGGCCACCUUCGCCAGGAACAGAUACCCCGACCUGAGCACCCGCGAGGAGAUUUCCCUGUGGCUCAACCUGAAGGAGGCGCAAGUCAGGAUCUGGUUCAAGAACCGCCGCGCCAAGUGGAGGAAGCGCGAGCGCAGCGCCAUGGCCUCGGCGAUGCCCGGCGACCUGAAGGGCGGCUGGGGCGCGCAGCUCAACGGCUUCGCGUGGCCCGACGACGGCCUCUACUCGGGCUACUCCUACAACAACUGGGCGCGCGUCACGCCGCCGCCCCUCAGCACCAAGAGCUUCGCGUGGGGCUUCAACAGCGUCAACAUGAGCCCCCUGAUGAGCCAGCAGCCGUCGGCCAUGUCGCCCAUCAACUGCUUCCAGUCGCCCACGCAGGGCAUGGGCGGCUCCACCUCGGCGGCGGCCGCGGCGGGCAUCAUGCAGACGUCGAUGGCGUCCACGCUCGGCUCCACCAGCGCCGCCGCCCCGCCGUGCCCCUACCCGGCCCCCACGCCCCCCUACGUGUACCGCGACCAGACCUCCAACAUGUCCACCUCCCUCGCCUCGCUGCGCCUCAAGGCCAAGUCCCACUCCCCGGGGGGCUUCUCCUACCCCCCCGUGUCCCCCCGCCAGAACUCCCUCUCGGCCUGCCAGUACUCCAUGGGCGAUCGCUCCACGGUGUAAGCGGCGGCCAGCGGAGGGCGGCGGCGGAGCCUCGACCGAAUAACUCUCGUUCGUUCGCAGCGCCGACGAGCCCGUCUCUGCGGAUCAACGCUGCAGGCGUACAGUGUAAUGGCGACGAUUGUGCAGCUGCGCCACCUACA
This is a messenger RNA of Penaeus indicus, 1496 nucleotides long. Its product is annotated as pituitary homeobox 3-like. The transcript has 4 exons. Gene Ontology annotation, molecular function: DNA-binding transcription factor activity, RNA polymerase II-specific; RNA polymerase II cis-regulatory region sequence-specific DNA binding. Lineage: Eukaryota; Metazoa; Arthropoda; Malacostraca; Decapoda; Penaeidae. The coding region runs from base 145 to 1356 and encodes 403 amino acids. Gene Ontology annotation, biological process: anatomical structure morphogenesis; regulation of transcription by RNA polymerase II. Gene Ontology annotation, cellular component: nucleus. The record is from RefSeq and is a predicted model, not a curated record.